Eupeodes corollae is the source of this 2255-nucleotide messenger RNA. RefSeq names its product N-acetylgalactosaminyltransferase 6-like. The transcript is spliced from 3 exons. The record is from RefSeq and is a predicted model, not a curated record. Gene Ontology annotation, cellular component: Golgi apparatus. NCBI's taxonomy places the organism in Eukaryota, Metazoa, Arthropoda, Insecta, Diptera, Syrphidae.
UUUAUUUUGAGCAAUUAACUCUUCAGAGCAAAAAGUAAAGUACAAUAGAAUAGAUAACUCAUUUCCGAAUCAACAAUUGAGUUAUAAUUUCUCUACAAAAUCUAAGUUCAGUUUUUUACAGUAAUUAAAGAAUUUACAAAAAUGAGACGACGAAAUGUGAAAUGGUUUCUGAAAACCAUUUUCUUACCAAUUGUUGCCAUAACUUUAUUUGUAGCUGUCAUAAGUACCAUAUCACUAAGUUCGCCAACAAAUAGAAUUAUUAGUCAGAGUCUUCAGGAAAGAAGUGCAAAACUAAAGAAAGACAUAUCACGAUUAUUUCCUGAUGGCAAAAGCCGAGAAGUACAGGGAAAUCAUAUAGAAGGUGCUCAACGGCUUCGAAUUGCCGAAGUACGAAAUGAUGACGAGAAGAUCGAUUGGCAUGACUAUGCUGCAAUAAGGAAAGAUGCUCAGCGUAUUGGUAUCGGAGAAGGCGGAAAAAGGGCCGUUCUGGACGAAGCAUAUCGCGACCAAGAAAAAUUGAUGUCCCGACAAAAUGGUUUUAACGCAUUGUUAAGUGAUUUCAUAUCCGUCAAUCGUUCCAUACCGGAUAUAAGGCAUCCCGGAUGCAAAAAAAAGAAAUAUCUAAGAAAACUACCCCCAGUCAGUGUGGUGAUACCAUUUUAUAACGAACAUUUCAGUGUUCUCAUAAGAUCUCUUCACAGCAUAGUAAAUCGAUCACCACCAGAACUGUUGAAGGAAAUCAUUUUAGUCGACGAUUUCAGUGAUCGCGAGUAUUUAAUAAAGCAGUUAGAUCAGUACUUAGCUGAAAACUUCCAUAACGCACAAGUUAUUCGUUUGCCCGAAAGGACUGGUUUAAUUGGAGCAAGAAUGGCUGGAGCUAGGAAAGCAACGGGACAAGUUUUGAUAUUUUUGGAUUCUCAUGUGGAGGCGAACUACAAUUGGCUGCCACCCCUAUUGGAGCCAAUAGCUAAAAACCCCAGAGUUUCUGUUUGUCCUUUCAUUGAUAUCGUUGAUUACAACAACUUUGAAUAUCGGGCACAAGAUGAGGGCGCUCGAGGUGCAUUUGAUUGGAAGUUUUAUUAUAAAAGGCUUAAAUUGUUACCGGGAGAUUUAGUAGAUAAAACUAAACCGUUUCGAAGCCCAAUCAUGGCUGGAGGUCUAUUUGCGAUAGGUUCGGAUUUUUUCUGGGAACUUGGUGGAUACGAUGAAGGCCUUGAUAUCUGGGGCGGAGAACAAUAUGAGCUUAGUUUCAAAAUUUGGAUGUGUGGAGGAGAACUUGUCGAUGCACCAUGUUCAAGAGUUGCACAUAUCUACAGGGGACCAAGGGAUUCAAAGAAUCCCAGGAAAACGGAUUACCUUCACAAAAACUACAAGCGUGUAGCCGAAGUUUGGAUGGAUGAGUUUAAGGAGUAUAUCUACCAACAUAGUCCCGGUCUGUACGAUAAUAUCGAUCCAGGGGACCUAAGCAAGCAGAAAGCUAUUUGAGAGAAACUUAAAUGCAAAUCAUUCAAGUGGUUCAUGACUGAAAUUGCAUUCGACUUACCAAAACUGUAUCCCCCAGUUGAACCACCAGACUAUGCAUCUGGAACAAUACGCAGUGUUGCCAAUCCCAAUCUUUGCUUGGACACUCUUAGUCGACCGCGACAUUCUAUGGUUGGCCUUUUUAAAUGUGCUAAAAACGACAAAAGACCACAAAUUAAUCAAUUCUGGGUGCUAAGUUGGUAUCGAGACAUACGCAUGCGAUUUAAAAAUAACUGCCUGGACGUACAGUCCUCGGGAAAAAACGUCCCUGUUUGGCUUUGGGACUGUCAUGGUGAAGGUGGCAAUCAAUUUUGGUACUAUGACCGCAUAAACAAAUGGCUUCAGCAGGGCAAGGGAGCACAUAAUUGCCUCGAAGCAGAUCCUAUUAAACGACGCGUAUUUGUAAAUCCUUGCGAAAAAGACAAUCAAAAUAUGCAAUGGACGUUUGGAACGGUCAAUGUCACGGCUCUGGACUUGUUUUUUGAUGAAAGUCCAAAAGUAUCCCAUAAGUAGAAAAAGCUAAUUUUAACAACGCUGCUAUUUAAAAACAAACCAGUUAAAAUAAAUAUUUGUACAUAUUCAUAUUUGUUUUUGCUUUUAAAAGACAUAUUAUAUUGUUAUGUCAUGCUGCAAAGUUUUGUACAUGGCUCUAGACACACUUCGUCUUUUUUAUUUAUUUCUGCAAACUGUUCCAAACAUUUAUAAGAAUUAAAUACGAAAUACAAGUUAUUUAA